AUGUGGUUCGGCGUCAGUUGUGUCGUCGGUGCCGGCAUCUUUGUCCUUACCGGCCAGGAGGCCCAUGAUGCCGCCGGGCCACCUGUGGUGCUCUCCUAUGUUGUCUCUGGUGUUGCUGCCAUGCUGUCGGUUCUAUGUUACACCGAGUUUGCUGUGGAAAUCCCAGUAGCAGGUGGUUCCUUCGCGUACCUCCGGGUGGAGCUCGGCGACUUUAUUGCUUUCAUCGCCGCCGGCAACAUUCUCCUCGAGUACAUCAUCAGCUGCGCCGCCGUCGCCCGCGCCUGGACCUCCUACUUCGCCACCCUCCUCAACCACCAGCCGGACGACUUCCGCAUCCACAUCCCAGCACUCUCCCCGGACUACAACCGCCUCGAUCCCAUCGCCGUCGCCGUCACCGCCACCGUCGGCCUCGCUGCCAUCCUCAGCACCAAGGCCGCCUCCCGCUUCAACUACGUCGCCUGCAUCAUCCAUCUCACCGUCGUCGUCUUCAUCGUCGUCGCCGGGCUCACCAAGGCCGACCCGAAGAACCUCUCCGACUUCGCCCCUUUCGGCGCCCGCGGCCUCUUCUCCGCCUCGGCCGUUCUCUUCUUCGCCUACGUGGGCUUCGACGCGGUGUCCACCAUGGCCGAGGAGACCAAGAACCUCGCCCGCGACAUCCCGCUAGGCCUCAUCGGCGCCAUGACCAUCACCACCGUCUGCUACUGCCUCCUCGCCCUCACCCUCUGCCUCAUGCAGCACUACUCCCGCAUCGACGUCGACGCGGCCUUCUCGGUCGCAUUCCAGGCCGUCGGCAUGGACUGGGCCAAGUAUGUCGUCGCCUUCGGCGCGCUGAAGAGCAUGACCACCUCCCUCCUCGUCCUGGCCGUUGGGCAGGCCCGCUACCUCACCCACAUUGCCCGCACCCACGUGGCACCGCCGUGCCUCGCCCACGUCAACGGCUCGACCGGCACCCCCAUCGACGCCACCAUCGUCAUGCUCGCCGCCACCGCCGUCAUCGCCCUCUUCACCAUCCUCCGCAUCCUCUCCAACCUCAUCUCCAUCUCCACUCUCUUCAUCUUCAUGCUCGUCGCCGUCGCCCUCCUCGUCCGCCGCUACUAUGUCAGCGGCGAGACCUUCACCGCUGACCGCAACAAGCUCAUUAUCUGCAUUUUUCUCAUCUUGGGCUCGUUGAUCGGGAUAGCCGCCUACUGGGCGGCUGGCGGUGAGGGGUGGGUGGGGUACGCAGUGUCGGUGCCGGUAGGGCUCUUAACAACCGUGUACUUAUGGCUAGGAGUGCCGCAGGCGAGAAUGCCGAAGCUGUGGGGGGUGCCGAUGAUGCCGUGGCUGCCGUCGGCAUCCAUCGCCAUCGAUGUUUUCCUGCUUGGGUCCAUCGACAGAGCAUCGUUCGUGAGAUUUGGCUUAUGGACGGCCUCGCUGCUUGUCUACUAUUUCUUCAUUGGGCUUCAUGCGUCUUAUGACACCGCCAAGGUGUCUAGUGGGCGGCCGCUAAUCAGUAUGGGCUUUGGGUGA
Messenger RNA from Phoenix dactylifera (date palm), 1509 nucleotides. The record is from RefSeq and is a predicted model, not a curated record. NCBI's taxonomy places the organism in Eukaryota, Viridiplantae, Streptophyta, Magnoliopsida, Arecales, Arecaceae.